AUGUACCGUACAGUAGCUAUAGAGAUUCGAGAGUGCGAAAACCCUUCUUUGAACAACUUAGAGAUAGCUGAGAUUGAGCACGUUACUGAGUUCAGCAAAUCCUCAGUUGAAAACGAGUUCAUUACAAUCAGGACCCUUCUCGUAGACCAGCGAGAGGAUGCUACGAACGAGAGGCUUCCCGAGCUACACUCCCGAACCAGAAAUAUAUGGAAAAAUACAGGAUGGACUGGGAAAAAACAAGCUAAGAGAGGAACUAAAAAGGAAAUCUCGGGGGUGGAUGCGUUGCCUCCCGGAGGCCAGACGGUAACAGACAGUGAGGCUCAAGCUUCUGCCUCACACUCUUCCUGUUCAAUUGAGGCUGUUUACAACGAUAUGCCUCAGGGGAUGAUGGAUGAGGAGGUUCUGGCGGAGAAAGAAGCUAUCCCGAGAUCACGCCGUCCUCAUUCUCACACGCCCCAGCUUUCCACAAGAGAGCAACCACGAAAACAGGCCAAGGAUAAGCAGCAUGCUAGCUUGCCUGAUUCAUCAAAGAAGAUGGAUGCCUUAGCUAUCAACGCUAUUGCUUCUUACAAUAUAUACGAACCAAUUCUCAAGUUCAUAUGCUUAUCAGCACUAAAAGUAUAG
Molecule: messenger RNA, 624 nt
Organism: Cryphonectria parasitica EP155
Lineage: Eukaryota; Fungi; Ascomycota; Sordariomycetes; Diaporthales; Cryphonectriaceae
Exons: 2
Coding region: 1-624 (207 amino acids)
Source: RefSeq, a predicted model, not a curated record